Messenger RNA from Stomoxys calcitrans (stable fly), 632 nucleotides. It is a transcript of the gene RpS13, whose product is annotated as small ribosomal subunit protein uS15. Gene Ontology annotation, cellular component: nucleolus; cytosolic small ribosomal subunit; ribosome. Bases 75 to 530 code for a protein of 151 amino acids. The record is from RefSeq and is a predicted model, not a curated record. NCBI's taxonomy places the organism in Eukaryota, Metazoa, Arthropoda, Insecta, Diptera, Muscidae. The transcript has 3 exons. Gene Ontology annotation, biological process: translation. Gene Ontology annotation, molecular function: small ribosomal subunit rRNA binding; structural constituent of ribosome.
AAUGAUUUUCGCCAUAGUGUUCCAUUUUUUACAUCCGUUUCGCUCUUUUUGGUGUGAAAUAAAAAUCUGACAAGAUGGGUCGUAUGCACGCUCCUGGUAAGGGUAUUUCCCAAUCAGCUUUACCCUACAGAAGAACCGUUCCCUCAUGGUUGAAGCUUAACUCGGAAGAUGUUAAGGAACAAAUCAAGAAAUUGGGCAAAAAGGGUUUGACCCCCUCCAAAAUUGGUAUCAUUCUUCGUGAUUCCCAUGGUGUUGCCCAAGUUCGCUUUGUUAAUGGCAACAAAAUUUUGCGCAUCAUGAAAUCGGUCGGCCUUAAGCCCGAUAUCCCUGAGGAUUUGUACCACAUGAUCAAGAAGGCUGUUGCCAUCCGCAAGCAUUUGGAACGUAACCGCAAGGAUAAGGAUGGUAAAUUCCGCCUCAUUUUGGUUGAAUCCCGUAUCCACAGAUUGGCCCGCUACUACAAGACCAAGAGUGUCCUCCCACCUAACUGGAAAUACGAGUCCAGCACAGCUUCCGCCUUGGUUGCUUAACUUCGCUAGAGUUUGUGCAGGAGACAGUGUUUUUAUAAGUUUUUUUCCCCUUUAUAUUUUAAAAAUAUAAAACGUGCAUAAUAAAACAAACAAACAAAAUGA